AUGGUGCCCCAAACUUUCGCUGCCCAGGACCUCUCAGAGGCUGCGGUGGGCGGCUCAAUUGCCAUCAAUGACGGCCGCUUCGUCGAUGCCUUUGGCCGCACGCUGUCGCUGCGUGGCCUCAACAUCUCAGGCUCCAGCAAGCUGCCCACCACCCCCAAUGGCCUAUCCCACCUCACCGAUGGCUUCUACGAGCACCGCACCGUGACCUUCGCCGGCAGGCCCUUCCCCCUGGACGAGGCGCCUCUUCACUUCCGCCGUCUGCAGGCGUGGGGAUUGCCGCUUGUCCGCCUGCUGGUGACGUGGGAGUCGAUUGGCCAUUCUGGCCCCGACCCCUCCGCCGAUCUAGACCUAGAGUACAUCGCCUAUCUGCGUCAGCUCAUCCAGAUGAUGCCCCAGUACGGCAUCAAGUGCUUCAUCUGUGCCCACCAGGAUGUCUGGAGCCGGUUCAGCGGUGGCAGCGGCGCGCCCGGCUGGACGUUCGAGGCGGCAGGGCUGGAUAUCGAGGCUUUCCCCGACACUGGCGCUGCCUAUGUGCACGGCCAGGACGAGAUGAGGCGAGCCAACGCCCCCGUCAACGAGAAGGAGCCCAGCGGUCCAUUCGUGUGGCCCUCGGGGUACCAGAAGCUGGCAGCAUCUACCAUGGCCACCCUCUUUUGGGCAGGCGAUGCUCUUGCACCAAAGCUCCAAUGCCGCCGGCGCCCAGUGUCGACGUCUGCAGAGACAGAAGAGGAGACGGUCUCGAUCAAGGAUUACCUCCAGGAUGCCUUCGUUGAGGCGUUUGGAAAGCUAGCCGACGAGCUCAGUGACUUGGAAUCUUGCCUCGGCUUCGAACCCAUCAAUGAGCCACAUCGGGGCCUGAUAAACUUGCAUGACUUCCAUGGCUGGAACUACAACACCGAUCUUCACAUUGGCCAUUAUCCCACUUUCGCCCAGGCCCUCGCGCUCGGCAGCGGGUAUGCCCAGACAAUCAGAUACUACGUCAAGUCCUGGCCCUUCCCGACACGCGUCUCUCACCGCUCCUACCUGGAUCCAAAGGGCCGGUCUGCUUGGUUGCCUGUCGAUGGGGACAAGCCGACAAACCAGCAGCACGGCCUGGGCGAAUGUGUAUGGAAGGCCCAUGGCGUCUGGAGCUGGGACGAGAAGAAGAAGACGGCCAAGAUCCUGCACAGGAAUUACUUUGACAUCGACCAUCGCCCCGGUCGCGAGGGCACCAAGAUUGAAUGGUAUCACGACUUUUACGCACCGUUCCUGAAGAAAUUCUGCGAUCGCGUAUCCCGGAAGAACGAGAGAUUCAUGUCCUUCUUUGAACCGAUACCCAACGAGUUCAUCCCGCCCUGGGUCCCGGAAAAGGGUGGCCGCACAAAGCAAUCUUACGCUGUCAAUACCGUCUUGGAUGUCCCGCGACCGCAGAACCUGGUAUACGCGCCGCACUUUUACGACCUGAACGUCUUGUUCAGUAAGUACCAUGCGUGGAUGAGCGUGAAUGUUCAGGGACUCUCAAGAGGCAUGUUCCUCCCAUUGGCACUGUAUUUCGGGGCGUCCGGCUUGCGCAAGAAUUACCGCAAGCAACUUGGGAACAUCGCCAAGCAUGGGUCGAAGUCCCUUGGCAGUCACGUCCCGACAAUCAUUGGCGAGAUAGGCAUCCCCUUUGACGUGAAUGGCUCUCGCGCCUUCAAGACCGGUCAGUACGAUGUCCAGCGCGAUCUGAUGAACGCCCUGAUUGCGGGCAUGGAGGAUAACCAUAUCGGGUUUACCCUCUGGAACUAUAACCCUCACAACCGGGUAGAGUACGGCGACGGCUGGAACAUGGAGGACUUCUCCGUCAUCAAUGGCGAUGAGCCUCUGGAGCACGACCUCAUUCGACAGGAUUACCGCAACAAACCCCACGAGGACGAUGAGCUAUACCGCGGUGGCCGUGUGCUGGACGUCAUCAUCCGCCCCUACGCCGCCAAGAUUGCUGGCAGGCCUCUCCGUUCCAACUGGGACGAGCGCACCCUGCGGUACGAAUUCGAGUGGCAGAGCUCCGGCCAGCCCGCCGCCGGUAUCGACGAGAGAGCCUACCUCACAGAGGUCUUCAUCCCCGCCUACCACUACGCGAAGCACAAGUUGAUCAUCACUGUCAGCGACGGCGAGUGGACACACGAUGAAGCUCAGCAGACGCUUCGGAUUCGGCAGACUCCUAGCUCUACGAGCUCCCGCCACCGCCUCGUUGUCGAGAUCGGCGACUUGCAGGAGCACCUAGCCCAGCGCGUGGCUUUGCGGCGCCAGGCGAAUCUGCCCGCCAGCAUUCUGGAUUCCCUGCCCGCAGACGUAGAGGUCUGGGCCGAGGGCGUGGACUGGAGCAAGGUGUUUGGAACAGUGUUCUUUUUCUUCCUUGCCGUAGCCGUGGCGCUUCUGGCAGUGAUUCUUCAGAAAAAAGGUGCUCUAGGCGCAGUGUUGUCCACCUGGACACCACCCCGCUUCUUCUCGAAGCUGUCAUGGAAGGGCAGUGCCCAGCCGCCCUCGCCUUGGGGCGUAGAGAGCCAGAGCCUGAGCAGGUGUCGCCGAGGAGAUGGCGGAGGCGUGGAGCAGAUGCGUGUUGCUCACGAACUGGAUGUCGCCCACCUCGAGGAUCAUGUGCAGGGCCAGCCGCUGGCACGUAUCCUCCAGCACCUCCAUCGCCCUCUUCUGCGCGUCGCUCAGCGGCGGCACGAGCCCCUUGUCCGAGAACCGGGUGAGCGAGCGCACGUAGUACGGAUCCCACUUGCAGUACACGCGCUCCUGUCCUCCGUCCUCGAUGUAGAAGACCGGCUGGCGCACCCACUCGUUCUGCCCCUCCGAGGUCUCGCCCUUGCGGUCAAAGUACCACACCGGCUGGGUGAGCAGCUCCGCGACGUCCGGGUUCUCGCGCUGGAGGUGGUUCCAAACAUUAUGGAUGCUCACAAUGUCGCUCUCCCCGCCCUCGGCGGCGCGGUGGACGCACAGCAAGCCCACGACGUCGCCGUCGUCGGCGUGGAAGAACUGGCGCGCGGUGGUGCGGUAGAUGCGCACCUUGUCGAUCUGGGUGGCGUCGUCGCCGACGUCCUUGACGUGGCCGAGGACGUGGCCCAGGCCGUUCUGCGAGAGGAAGUAGCCGAUGUAGGUGCCCAGGCCCAUGUAGGCGACGGCGUUCUUGCGCGGGGACCAGUCCUGGGCCGGGAAGCGCUUGAAGAGGAUGAAGCCCUUGCCGUUGAUGAGGUCCUCGCGGAGGGUGGUGAGGACCUUGCUCAGCUUGGGGAGGGGGAAGUUUUCCUGCGACGGUUUAGCUACAUGUGA
Messenger RNA from Clonostachys byssicola, 3294 nucleotides. NCBI's taxonomy places the organism in Eukaryota, Fungi, Ascomycota, Sordariomycetes, Hypocreales, Bionectriaceae. The record is from the annotation of a GenBank genome assembly.